AUGGUUAAGAUCGCUGCUCCCAUGUUCCUCCUCACCGCCACCCUCGCCUCUCUCGGCGAGGCUCGCAACUGCAAGGCUGGCAUCAGCUACUGUGGCAGCACUCUCCUCAACAUCGGCGACUACAGCAACCAGAUCAACCAGGCCCUCAAGGCAGCCAAGCAGCCCAACGACUUCACCCGCGCCCAGAACUCCCUCUUCUACUGCGAGGGCGGCAAGCACGGCGACAUCCGAUACACCAAGCUCUGCACCGGUGGCUGCAAGGACCACGGUAACGGCAAGAGCGACACCUGUUAA
Messenger RNA from Fusarium vanettenii 77-13-4, 294 nucleotides. RefSeq lists its product as uncharacterized. Lineage: Eukaryota; Fungi; Ascomycota; Sordariomycetes; Hypocreales; Nectriaceae. The transcript has 2 exons. The coding region runs from base 1 to 294 and encodes 97 amino acids. The record is from RefSeq and is a predicted model, not a curated record.